Molecule: messenger RNA, 711 nt
Organism: Microtus oregoni (creeping vole)
Lineage: Eukaryota; Metazoa; Chordata; Mammalia; Rodentia; Cricetidae
Product: three prime repair exonuclease 2
Exons: 1
Coding region: 1-711 (236 amino acids)
Biological process (GO): DNA catabolic process
Cellular component (GO): cytoplasm
Molecular function (GO): nucleic acid binding; 3'-5'-DNA exonuclease activity
Source: RefSeq, a predicted model, not a curated record
AUGUCUGAGCCGCCCCGGGCUGAGACCUUUGUAUUCCUGGACCUGGAAGCCACUGGGCUCCCAAACAUGGAUCCUGAGAUUGCGGAGAUAUCCCUUUUUGCUGUUCACCGCUCUUGCCUGGAGAACCCAGAGCGGGACGAUUCUGGUGCUCUGGUGCUGCCCCGUGUGCUGGACAAGCUCACACUGUGCAUGUGCCCGGAGCGCCCCUUUACUGCCAAGGCCAGUGAGAUUACUGGUUUGAGCAGCGAAGGCCUGAUGCACUGCCGAAAGGCAGCUUUCAAUACCGAUGUGGUGCGGACACUGCAGGGCUUCCUGAGCCGCCAGGAAGGCCCCAUCUGCCUCGUGGCCCACAAUGGCUUUGAUUAUGACUUCCCACUACUUUGCACAGAGCUACAACGCCUGGGUGCUCAUCUGCCCCAAGACACUGUCUGCCUGGACACACUGCCUGCGCUGAGGGGCCUGGACCGUGCUCACAGUCAUGGCACCAGGGCUCAAGGCCGCAAGAGCUACAGCCUGGCUAGUCUCUUCCACCGCUACUUCCAGGCUGAGCCCAGUGCUGCCCAUUCAGCAGAGGGUGAUGUGCACACACUGCUUCUGAUCUUCCUGCAUCGGGCUGCUGAGCUGCUCACCUGGGCCGAUGAGCAGGCCCGCAGCUGGGCUCACAUUGAGCCCAUGUAUGUGCCAUCUGAUGGUCCAAACUUUGAGGCCUGA